Messenger RNA from Huiozyma naganishii CBS 8797, 1374 nucleotides. It is a transcript of the gene ANP1, whose product is annotated as Anp1p. Gene Ontology annotation, molecular function: alpha-1,6-mannosyltransferase activity. Gene Ontology annotation, biological process: cell wall mannoprotein biosynthetic process; protein N-linked glycosylation. The record is from RefSeq and is a predicted model, not a curated record. The coding region runs from base 1 to 1374 and encodes 457 amino acids. The transcript has a single exon. Lineage: Eukaryota; Fungi; Ascomycota; Saccharomycetes; Saccharomycetales; Saccharomycetaceae. Gene Ontology annotation, cellular component: mannan polymerase complex.
AUGAAGGGCGUUAGGGCUCAGUGGGAGGAAGGGCGCAUCGGGAUACUGCGUGCUGUCGUUGGGAUUAGCGUCACGCUGAUCGUGCUGUGGCAGGUUCUUGGUGGAUCUAGGGGGGAUGAUUCAAUUGGUGGGUCUCACUGGUGGGAUAGUAUUCCUCUGCUGAAACCUUACGUCCCCAAUUUUAGAGGAGUGGCCAACACUGAAUUUUACGACUUGAAGAAUUACCGUGGAAAUUCUAACGGGUGGCAGACCGGAGACCGGAUCUUGUUCUGUGUUCCACUGAGGGACGCCGCAGAGCACCUGCCGAUGUUCUUCAAGCAUUUGAACGAGAUGACGUAUCCUCACAACCUCGUGGACUUGUCAUUCCUUGUGAGUGACUCUAAGGACGACACAAUGGGUGUGCUUUUGUCAAAUUUGCAAACUGCACAGUCUCAAAAGGACAGAUCGAAACGGUUUGGGAACAUUGAGUUCUUCGAGAAGGAUUUUGGACAAAUCAUCGGCCAAUCCUUCUCUGAUCGACACGGGUUCGCCGCACAGGGCCCACGGAGGAAACUGAUGGCCCGUGCGAGGAACUGGCUCGGGUCCGUUGCGAUCAAACCGUACCAUUCGUGGGUGUACUGGAGGGACGUGGACGUUGAGACUGCCCCCGUGACGAUCAUGGAGGAUCUGAUGCAUCACGGCAAGGACGUGAUCGUGCCGAACGUGUGGCGGCCCUUGCCCGAGUGGCUUGGGAACAUUCAACCUUACGAUUUGAACUCGUGGCAAGAAUCUGAUGCUGGACUUGAGUUGGCGGAUUCCCUCGAUGACGACGCCGUUAUCGUGGAGGGGUACCCUGAGUAUGCGACGUGGCGACCGCACUUGGCCUACAUGCGUGACCCUAACGGGGACCCUGAGGUCGAGAUGGAACUCGAUGGGAUCGGCGGUGUCUCUAUCUUGUCGAAGGCCCGAGUGUUCCGUUCCGGGUCUCACUUCCCAGCGUUCUCCUUUGAGAAACAUGCUGAGACGGAGGCGUUUGGGAAAUUGUCCCGCCGGAUGGGGUACAGCGUCGUCGGGUUACCACACUACGUGAUCUGGCACAUCUACGAACCCUCCACCGAGGAUUUGAAGCACAUGGCGUGGAUGGCGGAGGAGGAACAAAGGAAGCUCGAGGAGAGUAAGAUCAAAGAGUUCUACGAUAUCGUGUGGAGUUCCGGUUUUGAGGACGUCAGGGACGACUGGACGCAGGAGCGUGGGUCGAUCCUUUCGAACUUGGACUACAGCGCGCUAGGAGACGGCGCAAAAGUACAAGUGGACUGGUCCGAGGACGGCGACGGUUCGGAUGUCGUCGAGGCCGAGCACCCGAUCCAGGCGGACUUCGACCCGGAGAAGAACUGA